This is a messenger RNA of Drosophila busckii, 625 nucleotides long. RefSeq names its product calmodulin-like protein 4. NCBI's taxonomy places the organism in Eukaryota, Metazoa, Arthropoda, Insecta, Diptera, Drosophilidae. Gene Ontology annotation, cellular component: cytoplasm; myosin II complex. Gene Ontology annotation, molecular function: calcium ion binding; myosin heavy chain binding. The record is from RefSeq and is a predicted model, not a curated record. The coding region runs from base 80 to 532 and encodes 150 amino acids. The transcript is spliced from 4 exons.
ACAACCUGUUUGAGUUUUUUCUUUGGUUUAUUUAUUAUUUUCAUUUUAUUUAAUUUGAUCAAACUGCAAUUCCAAUAAAAUGGCUCGUUAUUUUAAAGAACAGGAUAUUGAUGAGUUCCGCGAGUGCUUUUAUCUAUUUGCGCGUUCAGGCCAAAUUAACAACUUGGACGAACUAACUGUUAUUAUGCGUUCAUUGGGAUUGUCACCCACCAUACAAGAACUUGUUUCGUAUUUGAAGCAAAAGAAUGGCAAAAUGAGCUUUGCUGAUUUCCUGGACAUCAUGCAUCAGCACUCUUCGGUGGAGAAUUUGCCGGACGAGGUGAUUGCCGCCUUUAAGGCUGCUGAUCCUCAUAACAAGGGCACUAUAUCAGCCAGGCAGCUGCGUAAUUUAUUACAGAACUGGGGAGAGGGUCUAUCUGUGCGUGAGGUGGACAACAUUUUCCGGGAGGCGAAUGUUAAUAACAAUAACAGCACAGUGCGUUACGCAGACUUUGUCAAAAUAGCCUGUGCACCAGUUCCUGAUUAUUAUUAGAUUCCGCACAUAUGCAUUCCAGUAAUUUAUUUCAAAUUAAAACUAGCACCGCUUGCGCACAAUGCAAAAUAAAGUUCACCAUUUGAUUAAGAA